Molecule: messenger RNA, 12300 nt
Organism: Symbiodinium necroappetens
Lineage: Eukaryota; Dinophyceae; Suessiales; Symbiodiniaceae
Source: the annotation of a GenBank genome assembly
AUGAUUCCAAUGGCUGGGCUACGGGCACCAGCGCUCUGCGGGCUCUGUGUUCUGUGGCUCUUCCAGGCCACUGCAGACAGCGAUCCCUGUGCCGGGCAGGAGUGGGAGCAGGUGAGGCAACUACUGUGGGUUGUGGCCGGUGAUGGACGAGAUGGGCACAUAAGGCUCCGGUCUUUGAAGGAAUCUCAGCCACUGCCACCGAUGCGACCCUCCGCCUGCGUGCACGGUGCGGUCUGUCUACAUCUUCUCCACAUGCUGCGAACGGAGCGCGAGGAGCGCAUCCGCGAGCUCUCGGGGAUUGGUGGCGAGGUCGUUACUGUGCUGAUGGACGGUCCCUUUUCCAAGAUUGGAGCCAGCCGCUGGCCGCUCUUCGCACUGCUGCACCUUGCACAGGUUCAGCUGGAAGGGGAGGAGGCGCUCUCAUCAGAUGCUGCUGCUCAGCGACGAUGGCAGCCCCUCGUUACCGAUGACCAUGUCCGCUUCCGCAAUUGGGUUCACGGUCACCUAGUACAUGGCCAGACGCCGCCCUUGGUGGACUCGGUGCACUUCCUGGCCCGUGCAGACCCACGGGAGCCGGCGCAGCCUAGCAGCCUGUGCUCUGCGGCGAAAGCCGUCGGUUACCUGGCUUCUGCUUUGGUCUUGGCUCAAGAAAAGGACGAGCAGAUCCGAAAAGAGGCCGAGCAUCUUGUCGUGUCUGCCGAAGGUCACAUCAAGCACUGCGAGAACCUGGAGCCCGAGAGCUUCAACCUUCUUGCGCUGCUCCGAACAGAGUGGCCCAUCUGGUGGCUUUUGCAUUCCGUCUUGUCGCACCUCUUCCCCUGGCAGGCUACCGCGCGACCUGCUGCAGCCAGCCCUCCGCUCGCAUCGGAGACGUUGCCACCGAAGGUAGAGGCAACAGUUCGGGAUGUGCGACAGCCAGGACCAGCGGAGAUGUCCGCAAGUUCGAGAGAAACGCCGCAGUGUGCGGGCCUUGAGAAUAGGCCGCCGAGCCUGUGCUCACUUCCGAAGGCCGUGUUUGUGCAAUACGAUGGGGGCGUGUACCUCGUGGACACCCCACAGCUCGAGAAGCAAGGCAUGCCCAGCGCAUCGCUGAUGCAGCUCUUCAGGAACGGCCGCCCGCUUCGACGUCGAGCAGCUGCUGCAGCUCUGUGUGAGGCCCCGGGGGCGGGAGGACGCUCUCAGGAGGAUGUUGCUGGCUUUUCGGAGUCGCGCCUCUUCGGCCGGCGCCUUCUGGCGGUGCAGGAUCCGGAUCUGCAGGGCGCAGCUUAUUCGGCUAGUUGGGCGCCCCCGAGUGUGGGCCUCUACGUGGAGGAAACGUCUGCGAGCGAUCCCUACAAUGCCGAGUGGCUUCAAGCCUACAUCACUGCCUUUGGGAGGUUGGGCUUGGAGCCCCACGUCAUCUCCAAUAGCGAGGAAGCCCAAGCAGGAGUUCUUUACUUCUGGCGAAUCAACCAGAUGUUUGGAGGUGGCAGGCUUGCGGGGGCUCCGGGUGUGGGCCUCGCCGUGGCGCAGCAUCUUGGAGCCCUCACAUCACGGGGUGCGGCACCCUGGCCACGACCAGAGACCAUGCAGCUUUACCAGGACAAGAUCGCCCUUCGGGAGCUCUUCGCAAGGGUGGGUGUGCCUGCUCCCAAAAGCUGGGUGGUGGCCAGCGUGGCGGACCUGGAGAAGCUUCUGAGUGAGGGCCAGCUGAAGGAUGCGGACUUCCCCCUGGUCCUGAAGCAUCCCUACGCCGCAUCUAGCCGUGGCAUGAGGUCGUGCGCCUCGAUGGCCGAUGCAUCGCGGGUGCUGGCGCAGUGGCUGCAGGAACACCAAGUGCCUUGUCUGCUUCAGCGCCGGCUGGCAAUCUCUCGCGACAUGCGCGUAACCUACGUCGGUGGCGAAAUCAUUCAAGGCUACUGGCGGGUGAAGGCGGAUUCCGAAGACCUGAGCAGUGGCUCAGCGGCCGGCUCUCGCCUGGACUUCGCCAUUCCAAGGGAAGCGAUAGCGCCUUUCGUCAGAAGCUUCUCGGAAGCGACAGGCAUUGACAUCGGUGGGAUGGACAUUGCUUUCCCGGAAGGUUCCGAUUCCGAAGGUCCAGUGGUCUUCGAGGUGUCCCCGAUCUUCGACCUGAAUCCGGAGCCGCCUGAGGAGUGGCGCAGCGUGCCAUACCGAGAGUACAAGCAGACUGCGGACUACAAAGCCAGGCGUGCCGAGAACUAUGCCCAGUGUGCGCAGAAGGUCGUGGAGCAUGCGCUGCAUCGCAGGGGAAAGCUGUUUGUGGAUAUUGAUAACACAGUCAGCGACGCAUGGAAUCGAAUUCGCAGAGCCACGAUCCCCAGCUGGCCGGGCGAGACUUUUGAUUCUCGGGCGCACCUUCCGGAGGAGUUGGCCAAAGAUUUGCCACUGCCAGGUGCCCAGAAGGCCUUAGCAUCGCUCACACGCGAGUGGGAGAUUACCUACCUAUCCGCCCGGGGCGCUCCGGGUGCUUUUGAUGCCACGCUGCGAUGGCUAGCAGCCAACGGCUUUCCCAACCCAGGGCGCUUGCUGUUGGUUGAGUCUGCCGUGGACAAGAUCGCAUGGCUGCAGGACAGCGAGGAAAGACAGGCCGGGGAGCAAAGGAGCGAGGAAUCGACAGGGACAGCCGUAAAGCGGCAGCGGGAAGCCAAGGAAGGAUCUCGGACAACGCGGCUGGCAAAGAGAAAGACGGUACGAUAUGUGUACUGGGCUGACAUCGAGCACCCUGUCGACGACCUGACGCGAGGUGAGAAGGACAUGCCUACCGUUGCCGCGGUGGCUCGACGACAGGCGGAGCUGGGUUGGCCCAGCGGACCGCUGCAGCACCUUACCCGUGCUGUGCCGAGCGCCUUCAACAUUGCCGAGCACUCUACGGUGAGCCUCGGCAACCACUUUGACUUUGCGCCCGCCGCGGCCGGCGCUUGGCUAUUGAUGGCAAGGCUGGAGUCUGACCGCUAUGGAGUACCACAAUACAGCGGCGAGCCCGACACCUUUGAGGAGUACCAGGAGCGCGCCUGGGACCUCUUCCAUGGAAGGGAAGGGUCAGACCAGUUGCAGCUUGCCACGCCAGUUCACCUGAGAGCUGGUUUGACGGGCACAGCCUACGAGGCCGUGCGAAAGCUGGCGCACGAGAAGCUGAAGACCAAGACCUCCGACGGCAAGGUGACGGAUGCGGGAAUGAAGCUGCUCCUGCAGACGCUCAAGGAGAACAUCGCCGCGGAGGCCCCGGUGAAGGUGAACGAGCUCUUCCUGAACGCCUUCUAUUCCCCCGGGGUGUGGCGCCAGCCUGGAGAAACAAUGCAGCAGUACAUUGUGAGAAGGGAACAAGACCUGAAGAGGCUAGAAGAAGUACUGCCUGGAAGUGCUAUCCCAGACCACCUCCGAGCACUUAUGCUGUUGGUUUUCGGAGGCCUGGACCGGGGAGAACAGAUGGCUAUCCUGGCCAGCGUGGGCAACGACUACGACUUCAAGAAGAUAGGCCACGCCCUGCGGAUUCAGUUCCCCAACAGUGCCAGCAAGCCGGUGCAUCGCCGCGACUACCUUGGCUGUGGCCGAGCUGGUUCUCCAAGCAGCCCGCAGAGAUUCCGGCCUAGGCCCCCCAAGGGCAAGGGGAAGGGGCAAUAUGCCUAUGCCGCGCUGGAAGAAGACCAGGACUACGAGAACGACGCCGCCAUCUACGAUGAUGCCUUCGAGGCCGCAGACCUGGAAGAGGAGACCUACCAGCCUGAGCCCUACGACGAGCAGGCCGUGCUGGAGGCUAUGAUACAGGACUAUGAUUUCGCAGAGGACCAGGAGCUCGCCGAGGCCUAUGCGACCAUCUUCCAGAAGAAGACCAAGAAGGGACAACCUCCCCAAGGGAAGGGACAGCAAGCCUACCCCUUCCGAGCUCAAGGAGAAAUUGCCUUUGACCAGAAGGGCAAGGACAACAAGAGGAACGCGAUUAAGUUCCUGAAGCAGGUGACGCCCUGCACCACCUGUGGGAUGAAAGGACACUGGGCGGGGGACCCAGAAUGUCCCCAGAAAGGAAAAGGCGCGAAGACACACGCGAAGAAGAAGGUGGCGCCGAAGAAGAAGGGAUCCUUCUAUGUGGCCCCAGAGUACCCGGAGACGGCCGAGGAGCAGUUCUUCGCAGAUUCUACCAGCACACCCUCGCCUUCCUCUACUGCGGCACCCCUCGCCAUGCACGGUGUUACCUUUACAAAUGCAAGCGAGUUCUCCGAGAAGGCCCCGGCGGAGAGCUAUAUGACCCUACGGAACACCGACCUCUGCGAGCACUCCAGCUACCGAGGGGGAGACGAGAAGAAGUUCCACCGCAGCGGCAACGCGCACACCCGAGGCAUACACUGCAAGGAGCCGGAGUGCAACCGCGCUGUGAUUUCAGGAGCCCUGGCCCAAAGGAUUGCGGUGGUUCGUGCCGAGGCCCAAGAGGAGAAGGAGGAGGAAGAGCGCCGAGCCCGCGAAAUUGGCUUGAUUAUCCACGGGCCGGACGGCACGGCCCAUGGAGGUCAGACGCCACCCGGUGCCCAUGAUUGGCGGCCUGUGCUACAACAGCCUAAGGACGGGUAUUCCCCCACGGGCACCGAGCUGAGUUCAAGUUCCUCGGCGGCACCGCGGGCAAGAGUUCUUCGACAGCCGCGGCCCGGCCAACAAGCAUGGGUAUAUGGAGUGUGCCUUUCUCCCGACGCCGAGCUGCCAAAGUUUCCAGAGCUUGCCCCAGAGGAUGCAGACAUCAUGGUUCCGCUUCCGUGUGACAGCACCACCCUUGGUACCGAGAGCCCCUUUCCGGGAUUCACCUAUGAAGUGGUGGCCUCCUCGCCCGAGGGAGCCGUGUUUUGCACGAGCGUGAUGCACUCAGCCCUGACCAACCAGGUGAUGCAGCCGGAGAUCUACCGCUUUGCCUUUUACCUUUUCGGCCGGCUGCAGCUACUUCGCGGAGGUGUUCUUCGGAUGAGCGGCCAGGACGGAGAAAGCAGAGACAAGAGAGAGGCCACACCCGGGACAAUGAUUACCUCGCGUGUGCUACAGGCCCCCGUGGCGAUGGACCGCACAAGGCUCGACAUUGUCUCCGUGCAGGACUGCGAGGUGAUGAUGACCACCGAGUGCCAGUCUACUUCCCCGGCAAGGAGCAGCAGCACGCAAUGGGAGCUGGUUGAGGACACCCAGCCGGAGCAGAAAGAGGACAGCCAGGACCCCGAGGCCCUUGUGCUCGAACAGUGGGAGGCCCCCGACCUGGCGAUCCUGGACAGCGGCUGCACAAGACGAUGCACGGAAGCAAGUGGGCGGCACGCUUUGAGGAAGCACUUCGGCAAAAAGGGCUCGAUUGUGAAACCCGUCUACCCCAUCGGGAUCAAGGGCAUACACGGCGAACUGGUCAGCUGCGAGACAGAAGGAAACUUGCCGAUGCUUCUCUUCCGUGCCUUCAUGGAACAGCAGGGCACAGUGCUCGACAUCGGUGCCGGCACGGUCUCCUUCGAGAAGAUCGGGAUCAAAGAGCUGCCCCUCGUGAGGACAGCCAAGGGCCACUUCGCUGUUGACCUCCUGGACUACGACCUGAACAGGCUGAGCGACUUCACCGACGCCGCCGCCAAUUCGUCUCUGUUGGUUCUCGGCGACCCGUACCUGAGCCCUGCCGAGGCCUUUGCAGAAAUGGACCGCAUGAUGGGUGGCGACAGCCCCGAGGUCCCCGAAGGAUGGAACCCAGACGAUUGGCAAGACCACUUGGCCGAGAUUGCGCGUCGGAAGGCCGACGCCGAGAACAGUAACCUUGAGAUUGCCACCGCCGACGUCUCCGAGGAGGCCCACUACUUUGAGACGGUUCUGGUGGCGACCCCGACGGCAAUGAGAAAGACAACCGGCAAGAAGGGAAAGAAGAUCGACGCCAUGAACGCGACCCUUGACGGGACCGACCUCCUCCAAAGGCAAGUCCUGGAGGGCAAGUCCAGAGUGAGCCGCCGACCGCCCUACGGGAAAACGUGGCUUAAGCAGAUUUUCUCUGGAAGUGUGGGACUGAGUGUCCUCUGUGCCUGUGCCGGCAUGGCAGUCGGCGCCCCCCUGGGCAUCUGGACCACCGGCUGGGACUACUCGGGCCGUUCGGGAAUAAGGCAUGUGCACCAGGACCUUCAGAAGGAGGACCCGUACCUCCUGGUUAUCACCCAGCCGUUUGGCAACAGCAAGAAGGAGGAGACGGUAGACGCACGCAACCAUGCCGCGAUCCCGCCGCACUUCAAGGACGACGCCGUCACCCUCACCAACAAGAUCGUGCGAGACAGGGUGAAGGCGAACCGCCAUGUGAUGAUAGAACAGCCCGACCUCGACGAAUGGCUAGCAGACCCGCACCUGAAGGACGUUGCCAACCUUCUGUCUGCGGGGUCCCUUGUGAGGAUCGAGUUGGACGGCUGCCAGGUAGGGUACAAGGACCCUGCCACGAACAUGCCGAUCAAACGGCCCACCGUCGUACUUACCAGUCUGCUUGUGGCUGUUGAGGUGAUGCAAGGGUACCUUUGUGACGGCGAGCACCAACAUCACAGAAGCUCGCAUGGCACUGCCGAGGAAGACUGGCCCCACUACCUCAACAAGCUCGUCUUUGACACGAUGGCGCAGCAGGCCCUGGUAGAGCACCACGCCGUUCCCAACGUGAAGGAGGCCUUUCCAGUAGAGCCUUCGCCCCGACCAAAGCGAAGGAGGUCCGUACUCACGGACCAGAGCAACGCACCGCCAGUUUACCUACGACCAGACCUGCAAGUGCAGCCACCGGUGCCAAUCGACGACGGUGACCGCAUCCUCGCCGAGCUCGUGGGAGACUACGAACCGCCAGCUACAUAUGCUCCAGGCGACGACAGCAGCGCGAGGGCCAUACAAGCUGCCGAGCUCGAGCCGACCUUGAAUAUUCCCGAAGGUGAGCGCCGUCGACUAUGGCUCCAGGCGCCACCCGAGGUGAGAAAGGUUCUUCGAGAUCUUCAUGUCCAGUUUGGGCACCCGACGACAACGACUAUGGUGCGCAUUUUGCGCCGGAUGAGUGCAAAACUUGAGGUGAUUAGAGCCGCUCAGCACCAGUCGCGCGACAGCUGUGGCGAGUCGAUGCGACGCAAAAGGCAAAAGCCCACCAAGUUGCCCAGCAAGUACGUUUUCAACCACCACCUGCAGCUGGACACCUUCUACGCCCGGGACUGCCAGUCCGUACUGUACUCCUUCCUCAACAUUAUUGAUGAGGCCACCGGUUUCCAGGUGGUAUGCGCCUUGGGCCAGGCCAUUGGACCACCAGCUUCGAGGGCUAUCCUGCGGCACUUCCUCUCCAGUUGGUCCAGUUGGGCCGGGCUCCCGCACAGCAUCCAGGUGGACCUGGGAAAGGAGUACAUGGCAGACUUCGCCAACUACCUCAAGCAAUGGGGGGUAGAACAAGAAACCAUGCCGUUAGAAGCACCUUGGAAAGGUGGAAAGGCCGAACGCGCAGGAGCCGCGUGGAAGGAGAUCUUUGUGAAGACGGUCCACGAGAUGCAGUUGACGGGGCUCCUCGACGUGCAGACGGCAACCGGCGUCGUGACUCAGUGCCGCAACAGCUUCCCAAGAACCUCCGGCUACGCGCCAGUACAGUGGGUCUUGGGCGUGCCACAGGUUCGUCUUCCUGGUUCGCUCUUGGACGACUCAGAGAGAGAACGCUUGGAGGUGAUGGAAGCCGCAGAGGAUCCAUCCUCAGAGAUGGCACGAACGCUCGCUAUCCGCGAGGCGGCAAAGGUGGCACAAAUAAAGCAAGACACCGAUGGGCGUGUGCGACGGGCCCUCUUGAGAAAAAGCACGCCUACUCGUGGUCCUUUCCCUGUGGGCUCCUACGUUUACUUUUACAGGGCACAAGUACCACCUGGAGCACCUCGAGCCUUUCGUUGGCAUGGACCCGCGCGAGUGAUCGGAGUUGAGCUUAGGAACCAGAGGCGGGUUCAGGACCCAGAACCCGCAACAGCAGGCGGCCAACCACACAGCUACUGGCUGCGAUAUGGUUCCACAGUGGUGCUGGUGACUGGAGAGCAGCUUCGCUUUGCGUCUGAGGACGAGCUCUUGGCCGCGCACGCAGUACCACAAGAUGCUCUCGAACCUCCUUACGCCAGAGGUGCACGCAACUUUGCAGACCUGCGUGCCAUCCCGACGGAGGUGCCCCCAGCCGCUCAAGGACAAGCUGGGCCAAUUCCUGUCCCAGUACCUCGUGGAGGCCCCGCCGUUCCAAGGAUUGCCCCGGGAAGCAAUCAACAGCCGCCGGCGUACAUCCCGGGCACAGACAUACCUGUUCUUCCAGAACUUCUGCCACCAGUUCCCGAGGACGACGAGGACGAGGGCAACUUGGGAAACCCGGGGGUCGCACCACAAGAACAACAACAGCAAGGGACGGGCGCCACUGGGGAAGGUGCCGCUCCGGCGCCGAUGGAUGGCGUGACAACGGGAGCACCUCCCGCAGCCAAUGCCACAGGGACAAGGAGGCCCUCCGGAGCGAUGUCAGAACCGGAACCACAACCUGUACUACCGCCUUCGACUUCGGUGACGCCAACACUUGCUCCACAACCUCCUCCCGGACAGCCACUGCCACUCACGCACCGUGACCCGGACCAGCUAGAUGGCUAUAACCCGGUUCGCCGAGGAGCCUCUUCGGGGACUUCAAACCCGUACCUCGUCGAGGAAGACCCGUGGGAUUGCCCCACUUUGCCGGAACGCCUUCGAUACCGAAGCCUGCGAGACUUUGCCGAGCAGUACGGGUACACCAGUGGAGAGGACAGCGGCACAGACCACGAGGAGAUGAUGAAGAAUGUCCCGGCCGAGACCUUCAUGACAGGCCGCGCCGGCAGGAACUCUGAGGUCAAGCUAGCCAACCUCGACAAGGAAAGCCGUGCAAGGUUUGAUGCAUCGAUGGGCAAGGACCUGCCGAAGGACGUCAAGAUUAUCGGAACAAGGUGGGUGCACACAGACAAGAACGAGAAGCCCAGACUCUUGGCUAUGUACAUGGCCAAGCGCACCGGCAAGACGAAGGAGCAGAUCGAGAAGGAGUUCCCCUUCGAGGCGAAAAGCCGUCUUGUCGUGCAAGGGUGCCAGGAGGAUCCACAAAACAUCCGCUCGGAUUCCCCCACGGCAUCACUACUCGCCUUCAACCUGGUCUGCUCUGUGGCUAUGCUAAAGGGGUGGGUGAUCACCGCCUGCGACGCUUCGACAGCCUACCUGCAGUCGCAAGGGAUAAGCCGAUUGCUGGUGUUACGCCCGCCUCGGCCACCACCUCCAGGAGUCUCGCCGCACGCUUUGUUUCGAGCACGUGGCUCGAUAUAUGGAACCAAGGACGCCGGGCGAGCCUGGUGGCGAAAGUUAUGGAGGACCCUGAAGAAACAUUGCUGGUCGAUGUCGCGCAUCGAGGCAGCCCUCUUCUAUCUUUUCGAGGGAGAGGUCUUCAUGGGCAUCCUGGUCACCCAUGUCGAUGACCUGUUCAGUGCCGGCGAGGGCGAGAAAUACGAGGCCACGAUCGCAGAGAUGGAGAAGGAACUUCACUUGAAGGUGAAGAGGGGCGAGUUCAGGUUCUGCGGAAAGAACGUGCACCAGACCGAGGACGCGAUCAUCCUCGACCAGUACGACGCUAUUGAGGGCGUCGACUACCUCCUGCUCGACAAGGACCGCAGGAAGCAGGUGAACGCGCCACUCACGGAGACUGAGAAGUCGCUCUUCCGCGGCUGGAUAGGCCAGAUGGGCUGGAUCACGCGCCAGACCAGGCCGGAUCUCAUGGUAAAUGUUUCCAUGGUGGCCCAGUCGAUGGGGCACCCCACCGUGAAGGACAUCAUCAACCUCAACAAAGCGGUGAAGAUGUUGAAGGAAAGCUCGGACGCAAGGUGGUGUUUCAGGAAGUCGGAGAUGACCCUGGAGAACGCAACGGUUUUCUGCUUCGCUGAUAGCAGCUUCGCGAACAAGGAGGACCUGAAGUCACAAGCGGGCUACAUCAUCGGCUUCACCACCCCCGAGAUCACGGGUGGCAACACAGUGCCCAUCCACAUCUUGGAGACCCACUCGGGCAGCAUCAAACGAGUGUGCCGCUCCACCUUGGCAGCAGAAGCCAACGGCUUCCUGUCUGGAGUUGAAGCAGCUGAGUACCUGAGGGCGAUCCUGCUGGAGAUCACGAACCCUGGGGUGACCGUGAGGGCGCUGGACACGUACUACCUCAAGAGCAAGAUCGUAGGCAUCACAGAUGCCAAGAGCCUCGAAAGCACCCUGAACAAGUCGACGGGACAGCCGACAGACAAGAGAGUCCGCAUCCUGGUCGCACAGAUAAAAGAACUUCUUGGCGAAGACGACUACAGCGACCAGGCUUCCGCCUUUGCACACUGGGUGGACACAAGCCAGAUGCUAGCGGACGUCCUGACGAAGCUGGGGUGCGAAAGGGAGCCAAUCCUCGAGGCUAUGGAAAAGGGGCAAUGGAGGCUUGCGCCGUCUGAGGAAGCUAGCUUGAAGAAGUUGGCAAUCCGAGCGGGACGGCAGAGCCGAAAAGCCCGGUCGCGAGCCAAGGCGAAACAUGGAGUCUCCCAAAAGAAAGCCAGGCUGCCCUCUGCAGCCGGGCUGGUCACUCUCAACAUGGAUGCCAAGAAGUGCGAAGUCAAUGAGGACGCGCUGGGCCGCCUAGAAAAAAGACUGAAGGAAAUGGGUGCCAAGAUGGUAGCUAUUGUCUCAGUCAUGGGCGCUUUCCGAACAGGAAAGUCCUUCCUGUUGGACCUCUUCCUCCGCUUCUUGAAGUGGGAGGCGGACCAUCCCGAGGAGGCUGCUGCAGCGAGAAGCGAGUCGCAGCCGGCACGGGGUGGAAACGAGGAUUUUCCACUGCCCGCAUGGAUCACGACAGCGGGCGCCAACAUAGAGGGAGCCUCCGAAGAUGACGAGGGCUUUCGGUUUAAGGGCGGCAUGGACGCCUGCACAGAAGGCAUAUGGGUCUGGUCCGAGCCUUUCUUGCGAAAGCUGAAUGGCCAGGAGGUUGCAGUCCUUCUGAUGGACACACAGGGCGCCUGGGACAGUAACAUGACCAAGGAGCAAUCUGCAACAGUGUUUGGAUUGACCGCAGUGCUGUCGUCCAAGCAGAUUUACAACAUCAACAUGCAGAUACAGGAGGACAAGGUGGAGAACCUGGCCUACUUCAUGCGCUUCGCGCAGGCGGAGCUCAACAAGGCCGCUAGUGAAAUGGAGCGAGAAGGCAAGCCUUUGAGCCGAGAGGAGAUCGACAGACCCUUUCAGUCCUUGGACUUCCUCGUCCGCGACUGGCGACACUUCAGGGAUGACUGGACCGUGGAUCAGUGCAUGGAGCAGAUGCAGCAGCACCUGUCCCGCCAUGUCAACCCGCAGAAGAUGGUAGAGAACAGCACUGCCGAGGCGCUACAUGCAAUGUUCAAGCGCUUGCAAUGCUUUUGCUUGCCCCACCCGGGACUCAUCAUCGAGAAGGACACGUGGACCGGCAAGGUCGCUGACAUCAGCAGAGACUUCAUCCGGUUUAUGGAUCUCUAUGUCCGGGACGUCUUCACCACAGGCCUGAGCACCAAGAAGAUCUUGGGCUCGGAGUUAAGUACAAUGAGCUUUCCGCACGUGCUGCGAAACUUUGUCGAUGCAUUUCACGACGCGGCUCCAGCUGCCAUGUCCUUUACGCAGGCCAUGACCAACUGCACGGUACUCUUGGCCAAGGAAGCGGCCAUGAAGAGUUUCAUCAAGAAGAUGGACGAGGAAGCAUCAAAGAAUCCUAGAGGCAUGAAGCCUGAAGAAUUCACAAGCAUUUCGAGAACUGUCACCCAGCAAGUGGAGGAUGACUACAAGUCCAUGACGAUCUUCGGGUCAGACGACACCAGGAAAGACACCUGGACCGAAAUCUGCUCGAACUUGGAGAACCUCCGAAAGAGGUACGAGGAGGAGAAUGCGAGGCGACUAGAGAAGGCAUUGGUCGCUUUUGCGAACAUCUCCUUGAUUGGUCUCGCACUCUUCCUGCUAGAUCGAAUAAGCGACUGGACUUGUGAUUGGUGGUCGCAAACAUGUACGGACUUGAGCAAGUUGAUGCUUCUAGCCUACGUGAUCAUCUUUGGUUACGUGGGUGUGCAAGCGUACCUCGCUCUCCACGAUCGGGGGCGAGUCGCCGCCGCCAUGGCAGGAGGCGAGCUUUGGAAAGAAAUGGUCCGCUUGAUGGGCCUGUAUGGAGAGCUCCUCCAAGAGAUGGAGCUGAAAGAAGUGCCGGGCUGGUUGAAGGAUAAGGCCCUGAACUUGUACAACCAGAUUACGGGAGCAGCCCCCAGCAUCGACUCCAAGAACAAGAAGGACUGA